CGCUGAUGUCGCCAUUGAUGAACAUGGCAGCUUGCAGGGAGUGUAUCGUGGCUUUGUCAACAGACUGCUAGUGGUUGGGCUACCAUGUGAAUGCUUGAGCUUCCAUUCCUUUUCCUAAAACCAUGUCUGAGUGUGAGACCGGUCAAGAUAACGCACCGAUCAAGGAGGGCUUCCGAAGUGACGGCAAGGUGACACUUCCACAAGAGCCUAUCGAUAUCGAAUCACUCCUUAGGAAUGAAGGCCCCAUCCUCCAUGUACUUAUUGUAGUGUUUCAUCAUAAGAAGGGUGCUGUGGUGGAGUAUGCCUAUCCUGCUUUACAAGAGGAUGAUCCCACUGAACUCCCCGAGCCUUGGAAGCAACUUCCUUCUCUUGCUAUACCUGAUGGUGCCCAUAAGUAUGAAUGGGACACAGUGUAUUUUCACCUCCCCAGCAUCUCCCUGUCUCAAAGGACAGUCUUUGGUAUCUCUUGCUACAGACAAAUUAAUGCUAAGGAUGUGAAGAAUCCAAGCCGAGACAUAACCCGCACAACGGUCCAGAAGGCAAUUUGUGUUCUUUCUUCCUUGCCCCUGUAUGGACACAUACGAGUUCAUGUUUGGGAAGUGGCUGAACAUUACAUGAAGGGAGGUGAUCUCUCCAAUACCGAAGAAUUGCCUAGAUUAUACAAGAACCUCAAUGCUUCUCUCAAUGAAGGACUUCUUUCUUCCAAGGAACUUUAUCUGGGUUUAGAGCUGAGGGACUUGGUCCUGCAUUUUCGGCACAAGGUUUUGGUUCUCUUCAAGCUUUUGCUCUUGGAGCGAAAGGUGUUGUUUAUCCAUUCACCUGUCCACACACUUUGCUCAGGAAUACUUGCUCUUGUGUCUUUGGUGCCCCUGAUGCUUCAGAAAGGCCUCAAUCAUGCUGCUUGUGUCAGGUCCAAAGAUACACAUGUCCUAGGAGACACAAGGAAUCUGGCCGAAAAGUGCAGCCCUGGAGACCCCAAGCCAUCUUUUGUCAUCGGUCAAGAUGGAGAUGAGGUUUCAGCAGUCAAGUCUCAAUUAUCUGCAGAAGAGGAACUUCUAGCAGAGAUAGAAGAUGCAUUGACACCUGAAGAAGAAAAGCAUACCCAUACAACCAAAAUUCAAGCUGAAAAGAAAGACCAUGAAGGCAUGAAGCGACCUUCUUCCUCAUCCUCGUUGAAAGGGCGACUCUCUGGUAUGAUUGGGGGUAAUUGGGUCCAGAGGUCACCUUCUGAGGAAAAGCUUCAACCACCUUCCCCAGUAAAGGAACCAAAGGAACUUGGUGAGAAGAAUGGGGUGAAUUUCUCUGUGCCAAGAAUGAACAUCAAGGCCUUGGAUAACUUGGAUCUGGCAAGUGCAGGAUUUCCAUUGACUAUCUUCUCUCAGGGAAUGGUUUGUCAUCCAUAUCUGGCCUUGCCAUAUAUUGACGUUCUGGGUGAUGUGAAUUUGAGAGGAUACUGGGUGGGAGCGUCCAAUGAUCUCUUCAAGCACAAGAAGCAUCUAGCUGAUGUUCUGGUUCAGCUUGAAGAUGCACGAGUUGAGGUGUAUGACCCAGAGUUGAGGCGCCAGUUGAGCCUUACUACAGAAGACCUUCGAUUUGCUGAUUUCAUUGUGAAGUCUGUAUCUGAAGAGGCCAGCAUACCUCUGGAGAUGGAAGAGUGGAUUCGACUUCACUUCUGGCUUUAUGCUCUUCAUCUUGCACAUGGGAGUCGAGAGAUGGAAUUCUACAAUGCCCACUUUGUUUCUGCCUGGAAAGAGACGCACAACUACAGGCUUUGGGUUGGCCGACCUCAUGAUGGCAUCUUGGAGAUAAACCCUGGACACCCAUUCUCAGGGCAGCUUUCUGUCUCUGAUGUCAAACUCAAACUGUCCCACACAUUGCAGAGCUCUGAAAGAGGGCGCCGGAUUAACCAGACACUCUCCCAGACUGGCAAGGUCGUUGGUGGAGCUCUAUCCAAUGCAAAAGGAGCCCUUUCAUCAUGGUGGAAUAACAUCUCCUUGGGUCACGAGCCUCCUUCCCCUCAUAUGACAGGAGGCGUGGAAGAAGCGCACGAAGUGGUGGGUGAAGAAGACGAUAUGGUCAUCAUCGGGGUCUGCAAUAAUGACACGACCAAGAUCUCCUCUCCCAAGAAGGCCAAGUCCUGAUACCAAAUGCAAAUCACA
This is a messenger RNA of Darwinula stevensoni, 2159 nucleotides long. The record is from the annotation of a GenBank genome assembly. NCBI's taxonomy places the organism in Eukaryota, Metazoa, Arthropoda, Ostracoda, Podocopida, Darwinulidae.